CAUAUGUGAUAGGGAAUGUUCUCCAGGAGCUCCAAGCCGUGUAUUGUCCUCACCACAGCUCGAUCCACAGUAACAGCGCGUCCCGGUGCUCUGGAUGAAGGGGGGGUCGCUGCGAACUUGCGCCAAAGCCAAAUUAUAACCGAAAACGACGCGCGAUCGGCGGACCGGGUAAGGACGACGCACGGGGGUUAGACUAGUCAACCCCAAAAUAAGUCGAUUAUAAACGGAUAGUGUUGAUUUAAAAAAAAAAAAAAAAAAAAGAAAAAGAAAAAGACGCAUGGACACACACCGCCAUCCGAGAAAAUAAUUGUGUUUUUUUUUCCGCCUGUGGAGAUUUCAAUGGAUGAAAGCACAACAGAUGGAUCCAGCCGAUGUCUACAGGAAUGGGAUGUAGAUGUGUGAUGGCAGGUGGGACAUGCACAACAGUUUGGUUUCACCUCAAUCAAACUUCAGCGAAAUCGGACGUGGGACCAUUAGCGCGCAUUUACUGUAGAUGAACUGAAUCACUAUCGUGUACAGUAGCGCGCGUGGAAAUGACGGCUGCUUUAUUAUGGGAAACUGCACCGUGCCAUUCACCGGACUGGCAUUGGAUUUAGAGGGUUAUCCUCCUUGUCGUUGGACUGCCGUGAAGGUCAUCCCCAAAUUCUGAUUCUGAUCCAGAUAUCCUUCAGAUCCGGGUUGGUCCUGUACGUGCAUGAUCUGUAUUUUUUGUAUUUUUUUGACUGAUCCUGGAGCACCCCCACACGCUUUUGCCCUAACAAGUGUAAAACCACAGAUGGACCCACUGUGCAAUGGAACCAAGAAAACUGAGGGCAGCGAUCCACUUGUAGAACCCAGACCCCCUCCUGCCAAGCUGGCUCGUCUGGAACAAGACGGCGCGGGACCCUCAGCCCAGGAGAGAAGCAAACAAGGGAGUCCGGGGGCCAAAAAAACCUGCCUGGUGCAGAAACCCCCCACAGUGAGGCCACAGAGCAAGAGCUGGCACAGCAGAGGGAGCCUGCUGCCAGUGUUCUGUGUGGUGGAGCACAGGGAGAGCCCUCUGGAGGGAGUCCGGCGAGAGGACCAUGCAGAGUUUGUGUUGAUCAAGCGAGAUCUGCUCUUCAACCAGCUGAUAGAGAUGGCCCUGCUGACCCUGGGGUAUUCUCACAGUUCUGCUGCACAGGCCAAAGGUCUGAUCCAGGUGGGCAGGUGGAACCCCGUACCUCUGUCCUGUGUUACAGAUGCUCCUGACGCCACAGUAGCUGACAUGCUGCAGGACAUAUACCAUGUAAUCACUCUAAAAAUACAACUGCACAGUUGUCCUAAAUUGGAGGACCUGCCAGCUGAGCAGUGGAGUCACUCCACAGUGAGAAAUGCACUAAAGGAGCUUCUCAAGGAAAUGAACCAGAGCUCCCUGGCCAAGGAGUGUCCGCUUUCACAGAGUAUGAUAUCAUCUAUUGUAAAUAGCACUUACUAUGCAAAUGUCUCAGCUGCCAAGUGUCAUGAGUUUGGUCGGUGGUACAAGCACUUCAAAAAGACCAAAUUCUUCAAGGCCUCUCUGUCAGAUAUCGACAGCUUCUCUGACCAUUCCUCACACGUUCCUCUCACCCAGCAGCCAAUCACAAGUAGCCCAACUGAGCAGACCUCCACCCUUGUGUUUCCCCGUGGAGGAGUAGCCAGUAUCUGCAGUCGUUCUUCCCUCGCUCUCCGUCCGUCGGGGAUGGUAACCCAACCACUCAACCCCCAGAUGGUCAGCCAGCAGCUGGUUAUGGCCCAGUUUCUGAACCAGCAGUCUUUUGUUAGCCACAUGCUAGCUGGCCAGUUCCUCCCUCCAUCCCCACAGCAGUAUCUCAACCACCCGCCUGUGGGGAGGCCUCCUGCUAAGGUGUUCCCCAAGGUGUCUGAGGUGCCCCAAGGGCCGCAGCAGGCCCAGUGUGGCCCAGUGGGAGGCAUCUCAGCUAUGGCACAAAGCCAGACAGGGUCGGUGUCGUUUGUGGGUCCCACAGAUGUGCCAAGUGAUAUCUACCAGUGUGUGAGGGAGGAACUGAAGAGAGCCGGAAUCUCCCAAGCCAUCUUUGCUCGUGUGGCCUUCAACAGGACUCAGGGUCUUCUCUCUGAGAUCCUGCGUAAGGAAGAAGACCCUAAGCACGCCUCUCAGUCUCUGCUGGUCAACCUGCGAGCCAUGUACGGCUUUCUGCAGCUGCCUGAGGCUGAGAGAGAACGCAUCUACCAGGAAGAGAAAGAACGGAGCCUGACGGGAUUCACACCCAACUGCAGCAACACGCCACCGAGAUCAACCCAGGCAAGAUUGUCUCCGGUUACAGGAGACAGGAUGUUGAGGGUGGACAACGGCGCCCUCAGUGUCAGCUCUGCGAUCUAUGAGGAGAUUCAGCAUGAGAUGAAGCGGGCCAAGGUGUCCCAGGCCAUGUUUGCAAAAGUGGCAGUUUCCAAGAGCCAGGGCUGGCUGUGUGAGCUGCUGCACUGGAAAGAAGAUCCAAGUCCAGAGAACCGGACUCUGUGGGAGAACCUGUGCACGAUUCGUCAGUUCCUCAACCUGCCCCAGUCGGAACGGGACGCCAUUUAUGAACAGGAAAGCACCAACAACUCUGCACAGCAGCACUGCACCGAGAGGCUGGCUCUGUUCACUAAUGAUAAUACGCUGUACCAACGAAUCUCUCCACUGUCACAGCCACAUCACCUUCAACCUCACCAAACUUCGCAGCCAGAGGCGGGACCUCACUUGUCUCCACGGCAACCAUGCGCCACAUCACCAGCAGACAGUGAAGCUGGGGGUAACUGGGGACACUUGAGAGUGUGUUUGCAGGGCAGAGGUAGCCUCGGUGAGAGAGAGGACACUAAGGAUUGGUUUGAAGGGGGAGGAGGAGACAGGGCCAGCUUUGGAGAGGACCAAGGUUGCACCGCAAGAAUAAAUGGCACAGAAAAAGAUGAGCAGCUAAGAAAUGGAAAUAUGGGUAAGGAAGGCAUAAAUGAGAUCAGUGAAGAUAGAAAAGAAUGCAGGGUCAAGGAGAAGCUCUCCAUGAACAGGUUCAGCUUAAAGGGUGAGGACAGAGUUAGAGCUGGGGUUCCUUCUGAUGUAGGUAAUGAAACUGAAAGUGGACCAAGGGUCCAGGGUGUGGGCUUAAAAGUGUCUCAUGAAGCAAUGGGAAUCCUGCAGAGCUUCAUCCAGGAUGUGGGCCUCAACCCGGACGAGGAGGCGAUCUACACGCUGUCGGCUCAGCUCGGUCUACCUAAACAGAUCAUCCGCAGCUUCUUCAACAGUCAAGACCACGGACAGAAACAAGAGCAAGAUAAGCAUUGGUACCACAGCCAGACCCGAAAACACAGCCACAUAAAUGUAGAAACAAACACGUCCCAGGUAGAGAGAACUACAGAGGAUAAAGAAGAGGAGGAAGACGAGGAGGAGGAGGAGGAAGGUGGUGGACCACAAGGGAAUACCGAAACAGAGCAAAAACAGGAAGAGAGGCAAAUCCAGAAGGAUGACACAAGUGAAAUGAUCAUUUUAAAGGAGUUGGAUGUUGGUACUCAAACCAUUCAACCUCUGAAAGAAGAGCAGGAGAGCUACAUCUAAACCAGGCCCACACACUGGGGGGAUUUUCACGAAAACCGCAUGCUUGAUCCACAUCCAGCUCAAUCAUAUUACAUACUGUGAUAGUAUGUUACUACUGGUCUUUGUCCCUUAAUGCUGUUGAAAGACUAGACUUGCAAUACUGCAGAAAGAUUCAUAACUCAAGACCUACUUUAUACUUAAACUUUGAUGUUCUUAAUGGACUUGAGACAGAAAAUAACUGUGAUUUUAUGUACAGAUAAUAUUAGUACUUGAUUUCUGUGAGUAGACACGCAAAUGUCUGGAUGAAUGGGGCCUAAUACAAAAACCUUCAAUUACAUAUUUGUAGUUCAUCUAUAAUUUGAGAUAUGUUCAUGCCAGAAAUGCCUUGCAGAAAGUGGCACUGCCAGUUUGUCGUUUUUUGUUUUUUUGCCCAUUGUUUCUGUAUUUAUUAUUGUUAAUGAAUUUGUUGAGUUUUAAAUCAGAUUUUAAAAGCA
Messenger RNA from Sphaeramia orbicularis (orbiculate cardinalfish), 4041 nucleotides. It is a transcript of the gene satb1a, whose product is annotated as SATB homeobox 1a. Gene Ontology annotation, molecular function: RNA polymerase II cis-regulatory region sequence-specific DNA binding; DNA-binding transcription factor activity, RNA polymerase II-specific. Bases 695 to 3568 code for a protein of 957 amino acids. The record is from RefSeq and is a predicted model, not a curated record. NCBI's taxonomy places the organism in Eukaryota, Metazoa, Chordata, Actinopteri, Kurtiformes, Apogonidae. The transcript is spliced from 11 exons. Gene Ontology annotation, biological process: regulation of transcription by RNA polymerase II; chromatin remodeling.